CCUGACGGCGUAUUCCGGCUAGUUCAACUUCGAUAGUUUGUGUAUGUUGCAGCGAUGUACUCGUGUUAGUCGUGUUUAAUGCUUGAAACAGUAGCAUGUUGUGUUAACUGUUUACAAUGAACGAAAAUGUGUUUUCGUAGUAUUAUAUGGUAGUGACAGUGUGAAUGCAGAAUAAUAUGUGUGCGAAGACACUCGCGAAACUGAACGAAAAGCAUCAUUCGAAUUUUGUGUAAAAUGGGAGACGGUCAGAAAAUAGAAUUUGAUUUAUCUGGCGACACUGCUCCCAACAAUGCUUUUAGAAGCUCGUUUGCUAGGUCAUUUGCGACUGAGUACAGACGUCAGAGUAAGUCACUCGACUAUGCGUAUUUUGAAGCGAUACCGGUAACUGAAGAAGAUGAAGACAACUCUCCUUGCAGUGGACCCCGUAGUUUAACAACAGAUUUAAAUACGUCACAAUGUAACUCCAACACAGAACAAAAUAAAAUUGACCUUUCUUUGCCCGUGUUCGGCUUUCAUGACUCUCCAUUUGUUAGGCAAGCAUUCCCAACAAGAAGACACCAGCAUCGUGAAGUCUUCAAGAUGUGGAAGGAAAAACAGGACGCGCUGAAACUGGACAAGACCGAGGCUUCGAAAGAUAACACAACGCAGGCAAUUACGAGAGAAGCUGCGAAUUCUUCCGAACAGGACACACCAAACAAGAUGUCCAACAGGAAGCUACAGUCGCCUAGGGCUGUGGCUGAAGCUGUUGACGUGAACGUGUUGCAGUCGAAGGUCGAGACGCUGUCUUGGCAGCUUCGUCAGGCAGAACAGAGUCGCCAGAUGUACAAGCAAGUUAUGGAUCAAGUAGCAAAAUUCUUAAAACGUGCUCAUAUUAGUCUGGAUGCUAUACAGAAUAAAAUGGAUAGCAACAUGACAUGCAGGGUUCCACGCUCGAGAAGUGUUCACACUGUCAAUGCCUCUCCUGUGAGGCAUAGUCAGAGUUCAGACUUCCCACGCACCAAGAGCAUUGCACAAAUUGAAGGAUCGCAGACUACUAACAGUGCCUUCAAAGAUUUCACUUGGAGGCGGACAAGGAAAGUUAACGACAAUGCUGACGAGGUCACUCCAGCAAAGUUGGCAGAAGAAGCAUUCAGAUUACUUCGUAUUGUCCAAUCCCUAAUGAAUACAAAUGAACCUGAUCUUGCCCAAUCCCUGAAUGGCUCAUUGCCAGGAAGCCAAAGAAGCAGCCUCACUGCAUCAGAUGAACUUUCGGCUUCUUUUCAUAAGAGGCUUAAUGUAGGUGAAGUUCCUAAGUACCCUGCACCAAGAAACUGUAGCUCCUUUCUGCACAGUGCCAGUGUAGAUGAUAGAAACUCACCUGAUGUGUCCUCUAUUCAUUCUAUUUCUUCCAAAAUGACAGAUGGGGCAGAUUUUGAAGGCGGAUGUUUAACUAGUGGACUUGAAGCAGGAUUUGCUGGAAGUAUUGCUAGUACUAAAGAUACAACUACAUGCAGCAACAUUAGUAUUUCAAAGAAACAUUGCAAUGGUUGUAGUAAUCAUAUAACAGAGGCAAGCUCAGUUUCAUAUGAAUUAGUCAAUCAAGUGAAACCACAAGCUCAUCAGCUUAGUGAAGAUGAAAGUGGCUUUUCAUCAAUGAAUUCUUUUCAAGAUGUUGGUCUACCAAUGAUGCCUCCAUCAAAAUUGGAGGGAAGUUUUCAAGAAGUUGGACUUCCUGUUGUUGAAGAGACAGAAAUUAUCCAUAAACACAGACGAUGGAGUUCCAGCCCAGUGCAGUCAGCUUACUCAGCUCAAAGUGUGACAUUCCCUUCUGAAACAUUUCAUGUUUUGUGGGUGUGAACUGAUUAUUUCAAGACAAAACAGCAGCAGUGUUCUCACAAUUUCCUCAUAUCAGUAACAAGAAAGGCUAUACUUUCCAGAAGACAGCAGAUGUGGUAAACUGUACUAUUACACACAACAUGUUUCAAAAGUGUAGUAUGAAUUAUGCAGCUACCACCAUUGUUUCUUAAAGAAAUUAUAGUAUUUAUUCUGUCUUUGCUUAGUUUGACAAGGGGUAUUGAACUGUAUGAAGUAAUCUUUCGAAAUCACUGUGCGUCAGUGACAGUUGUGUUUUUUAUUGUUUUUCUUAUAAAUACUUGAAACUCAGUGUAUGCAGGUUUUAUUAUAUAUUACAUUUUUAAGUGUCUUUCUGUAACAAAAUGUAAAUUGCAUUUGCAGUAAAACAAAAAUGAACAGUACUGUAUUGAUGCUUAUGAACAUGAAUACAGAUACUGUGUAGGGAAUAAUUACACUAUUAGUGAUAAUUUUGAUUUACAUUCUGCAUUAUGUUUUGUAUUUGUGCAAAUGAUUUAUGUUGUAAAUGUAUUGAAAUAACACCUUAAACUGUUUGUUUGGAUAUGAUCUGCAUUGUUCAUCUGUUUUCACUUUAUAAAAUCAUAUUGCCUGCAUAUAUAUAAUUUAACUUUCAAAAUUUUGUGCGAACCUUAAAAAACACACAUUUUCUGCCUGGGAGAUAACUAAAUUACUGUUGCUCAUGAGUCAAACAAAAAAAUAUUGAACUUCAAACAACAAUAGUAGUAGCUAGACUGAGGCAGAUGCAUGGUGUCACAUUUGCAAGGCUCUUCAAAUCACUUGACAUUGUAUGAGCAUUUGAAAUGUUUAACAAAUAUAAAUUCAGUUGCCGAGUCCACUCUCCUUUCCUAAUAAUUCCACUGUUAAGAUGUUACAAAACUUUAAAAUACACAGACAGCUACAGUAUGUAACUUGUUUAACAUAUACGUAAUUCAAAAAGGUGUCAAGUUUUUGAUUUGCCACAUAGAAAUACAGGUGACUGAAUUGAAAGCUAGAAAACUGUAAAGGAACGCAAAUUUAUGAGAAAAUAAAUGAAACAGUGCUUGAAGAUUAGAUGUAUGAUAUUUUUAAACAGAAAACAUCACAUCACCCUUUUGGA
This is a messenger RNA of Schistocerca cancellata (South American locust), 2947 nucleotides long. RefSeq lists its product as uncharacterized. Lineage: Eukaryota; Metazoa; Arthropoda; Insecta; Orthoptera; Acrididae. The transcript is spliced from 6 exons. The coding region runs from base 235 to 1836 and encodes 533 amino acids. The record is from RefSeq and is a predicted model, not a curated record.